Tripterygium wilfordii is the source of this 3262-nucleotide messenger RNA. RefSeq lists its product as uncharacterized. The record is from RefSeq and is a predicted model, not a curated record. The transcript has 7 exons. Lineage: Eukaryota; Viridiplantae; Streptophyta; Magnoliopsida; Celastrales; Celastraceae. Bases 272 to 3001 code for a protein of 909 amino acids.
UCUGUUUUCCACCACAAGUCCCGCUGUUUCUUAUUAGAAUGCGCUCUUGUUUUCCUGUUAUAGAUAACAGUUUCUCUGAUUUCGCUAAAUAUAGAAUCCCCAAAAGGGAUUGAUUGUCUUUUGUGGUAAAAUAAACCCUUGAUUUCGCGGUGAGAGAUUUGUUUCAGGGUUUUUUUUUUUGUUUUUGCAAUUUAUUCUAAAACUGAUGAAGCGGGUUGGUGAUGAAUGUUCAAUCUCCAGUUUGAUUAAACAGUUAUGAAUUUGGAUUGAUAUGACGAAAAUGGCAUCGUCGCAAGUGGAAUUCGCUUCGUCUGCCCCUUUCGGUUGCGUUCUCAGAGACCACAAUAGGAAUGAGCGAUUCGGCAGAGAGAGCGCUACCGCCGCCGCUGCUUUUGAGAAGAAUCUGAAACAACUUGUCCACAAUUGUAUUUCUGUUUAUCCUGAUUCGUCUUCAAACGACGAGAAUAGUUGUCAAAAUCGGAACUUGAGGAGGAUUAACAACAAAAUUGAAAAAACAGAGGAGAAUUCUAUAAGCUCCAGACAUGCUCGGAUUCUUGAUCGAUGGAGACAAGCACGGGAGAUGGUGUCGGACAACAUCGAGACAAGACGGACCCAAGAAUCAGAGUCCACCGGAGCGCAAAAUCUUGGAGCUUCUUCACUCGUUCAAAUGUGGGAGGCCAGGCUGCAUCGAUCAAACAGCACAAAGAAACCAUGUUCGGGCGCCAAAGAACAAUCAAGAAGCUAUGAAAUAUUGGACUCUGGUGAUGAAAGGCUGGAGACUCGCACCAACAAUGAUGAGUCUUUAAUGGAUUGGGAAUCACAAUGUGAGAGAACCGUACAGAGCGAACCGCCUACAUUGUCACAGAGCAGGAGUUCUGAUGCCGGAGAGAGCGAGAGGGUGGUUAGAGUCGCUGAUAUCAUUAGGAGACUCGCUGACAACAAUGAUCACGAACAUCAUAGCAUUAGCGCCUGCAAUUCACCCUCCCGGAGGCUCUCUUCAGGGUCUGAUCAGUCAGAAUUGAGAGGGCCUUUGAUGCAGAUAGUGUGUUCGCCAAAAAUCCGAGGAAGGCAAGCUUUCAAUGAUUUGAUUGUACAGAUGGAGCGCGACAGGAAGCAGGAGCUUUGCUCACUUGGGGAGCGUCAGGUCGUGUCAAGAUUUGCACAACGUGGCCGCAUUCAGUCCAUGCUUCGUCUUAGGUUCUUGCAACGUGGAAUGGCAAUUCAAGAUCAACUGUGCACAAAAUCACAGGCAGCUCCUCAAUUGAGCAGAUUGAAACAAGGUUCUGGCGUCGUGCAUCUAAGGGAGAAAUUUAAUGGAGCUGUGGAGCAAGGCAUGACGACAACUACUUCUAGAAGCCCUGAUAGACAGACAGUAAACAGUUUGGAGAAUGCUCCAACACUCAAAAGACCAGGUGAAGACAGUCAGCCUCAUGAUGUUUCUGCCUCCGAGCAGCAGGGCACAUCGUCAGAAGAGCACUCCAUGUUGACAUGCAAAAGACUAAGUCAAGACAGUCAGCCUCAUGAUGUUUCUGCCUCUGAGCAGCAGGAAACAGCACCAGAGGAGCAUUCCGUGUUUACACUCAAAAGACUAAGUGAAGACAGUAGGCCUCAUGAUGUUUCUGCCUCGGAGAAGCCAGGCACAGCACUAGGAGAACACUCCGUGUCCCAGAGGAGUGAAGUCAGCAAGGCCCUUCCAGAAGUAUCCUGUCUGAGUUCAAAUGUCAUGUGGCAAGAGACAAGCUUCGACAAUAGAAAUUUAGAUUCAGAAGAAAUUGCAGAAACAACAGGAUCCUUGAAUGAGAGCAGUGAACCUGAGAUGGAAGAAGAACAAGAGGCUUAUGAGCCACAUGAGUUUUUAGGCUCAACAUAUGAUUGGUUUAGUGAUAUUGCUCGUCCACGGAGUUUCUGGGAAGAUCGUAGGCAAGCAUGGUAUGAGGAGAUGCUUAGCAACAGCUCAGAAAAUGAAGAAAUACGCCGACUCCUUGAAAGACAAACAGUAUCAAGUGUCCUUUCUAGUGACUUCCGAGACAGAAUGGACCAAUUGAUGACAUGUCAUGCACAAAGACAAACGGAUACAACAAGCAAUCAAGAAGAUGAUGAUGAUGACAGUCAGGAGAGGAUGCACCAAUUGGUGUUGGCUCACUUACAAGGUCAUACACAACAAGUUGACAAUCAAGAAGGAGAAGAAGAAGAUGAUGAUGAGAAUGUGGCUGGAGUACGAAUGCAAGAACAAGAAGCAGGAAGAGAAGGUAGAGGACAAGUCCAGGCAGAAGGACAACGUGAGGAAGAAGAUGAAGAAGGAGAAGGGGGUAUAGUUGAGGUAGAGGAACAAAGAGAAGAACUAGAGAUUAGAGGAAGGGCUGGUGCGAUAGAAGAACGACCAGUGCAGGAAAUCUACCAUGAGCAAAUGUAUGAAGAAAGAGAAACUCCAACUGGUCAUCUAUAUCUUGAAGCCAGUGAUUACUUCAGUCAGUCCUCACAAUCAUUGCAAAUGCAUUCUCCAUCUCCAUUUAGGUCAUGGAGUUACAGAUCUCAUGAAAUUAGUGAUGAUUCUGAUCAAGCUCCCUCAAUAUCUUCACAACAACAUCCGCAAUUUCUCUCUUACCAUAUGGAGAAUCGACAGUGCUCUUCCUCAACAAACCAUCCUUCUCUUGAAAUGGAACUCAUAUGUGACUUACGAGGGCAUAUGGUGCAAAUGCAGCGUGAAAUGCUUGAGCUAAGAAAAUCGAUACAGAGCUGCAUGGAAAUGCAAAUGCAAUGUCUGAACUCCAUGAAGCGGGAAGUACAUUCAUUUCAAGGGGAUGCAAAUAAUUCACUUGAUAGGGCACUUAAGAAUCGGAGAUGUUGUAUUUGCUAUGAAAUGCAAGUUGACUCACUUUUGUACAGAUGUGGCCAUAUGUGCACCUGUCUGAAGUGUGCACAUGAAUUGCAAUGGAGCAGUGGGAAAUGUCCGAUAUGCCGAGCUCCUAUAGAUGAUGUUGUGCGAGCUUUUUUGGAUUGAUAACUACUGGGAACGAGUUCUUGCUACUGAGGACCGCCUUCUUCCUUUAUCCAAUCUUAAUAAUCAUGCCCUUAAAGAUAAAAAUUCUUCUUCUUGCUUUCUUUACGCAUGCUAUAUCCCCUUCGUAACUCAUUGAACUGGGCAGUUUUUUUUUUUCCUUCUUGUUCUUGUACAUGCCUUAUAUUUGAGGUCAAACAUGGGUUCUCACUUCUAUAGAGUAUGCUUAUCAAUGGAGAAGCUGCAUUUUUUACAUUCUGUCAA